CUGGAGCGCCUCAGCAGCCCUCGCCUUUUUCCAAAAGGAAAAAAAAAAGCGAGAAAGGAGGAGCGGUCCAUGAUCCCGCUACCUGACACCCCUUGAAAGCAGGGAGUGAACUUGGGGCCUGUUGAAGGCGGCAAACUUUCCCGUGGCGGCGGCGGCGGCGCCCUUCCCUCGGCGAGCCUAGCGAGCGGCCUCCGCCGUGGUCCCUCGUCGAGCAGCGCGCGGGGAGAGCGCUCGCUGCUUCUGCUUCUUCUUCUUCCUCCCCUCCUCCAUUGUUCCCGCCCCUUCUGGUCUCCGCCGGCUGCCGCCGUUGCAGCUCCUACCUCCGGCCCCUUCCCCUUCCGCCGCCUCCAUCUCAGGCUCUCCGGCGGCUGAGCGCGGAGAGCGCCUCGCCCUGCCCAGCCCCCGUCCCCGUCUCGGUGGGGAGGAGAGUCCCCGGGCCCCCCGGCGCCAUGUCCCGGUACACGCGGCCUCCCAACACCUCGCUCUUCGUCAGGAACGUGGCCGACGCCACCAGGCCUGAGGAUUUGCGUCGUGAAUUUGGUCGGUAUGGCCCUGUAGUAGACGUAUACAUUCCGCUUGACUUCUACACAAGACGCCCAAGAGGAUUUGCUUAUAUACAGUUUGAAGAUGUUCGUGAUGCAGAAGAUGCUCUUUAUAACCUCAAUAGAAAGUGGGUAUGUGGCCGGCAAAUUGAAAUACAGUUUGCACAAGGUGAUCGCAAAACACCAGGUCAGAUGAAAUCGAAAGAGCGGCGCCAGUGUUCUCCAAUGGACUACAGAAGGUCAAGAAGCCGUAGCCGAAGGAGGACACGUAGCAGAAGUUCUUCAUGGGGCUGGAGCAGGAGACAUUCUGAUAGUUUUAAAGAGUCAAGGCGUAGACGACAUUCUUACAGCCAAUCUAAGUCUCGCUCAAAAUCUCUUCCAAGGCAUUCCAGCUCGCCCAGACGAUCCAUCACCCCGCAGAGAAAUUCUAGUUCUAGGGGAAGGUCGCGAUCCAAGUCACCCCACAGAAGUUCCAAAUACGUUGAAAAGUCACCAUCCAGUUCCCAUCGAAGACGUUCCGGUUCGAGAACAAAGUCACGAUCACAUCCAAAACGUUCCGGCUCAGCUACCAGAUCCCUGUCGAAAUCCCCUCGGAAACAUACUAAUUCCAGUUCUCGCUCACACUCUAGGAGCUUCUAUCAGAGAAACAGCAACCAGUCAGUAUCUGAAGAAGAUUAAUGCCUCUAUUUCUUUAACACCGUUUUUUAUGAGCACAAAAUAAGGAGAACAGAAAUUGUCCAAAGCUUAUAUGAUAUGUAAGGUAACUGAUAAAUGAGAGAUCUUGCUAUGUGCCCUUUCAGUCCCUGCUUCAGUGUGCAGAACUCCUUUUAAGAUUUUAUUUUUAAUUUUUAAAGAAACAUUUACCUAGUCUAGAUUCUAUUUCCCUGGACUUGGAACCCAAUAGUAGGCAAUCCUGUGCCCAAGUUAAGCUCCCUGCAUCCAUGCAAGCUGUCGUUAGUCCUGGCAGUGAUGUAACUUCAGCUGCUGAAAGACCAAUCAGCUUUCCUUAUCAGAACUGUAAUUGCCUUUUGCUCCAUGUUCUUUCAGUUGGCAGAACCUAAUGUCAGUUUAACAUUGUGCUGGAUAGAAGCUGUAUGAGAGGUUUCCUCCUGUUUAAUGUGGGGAUAGAGGCAGAGCCAUUCAGCCAUGCCCUCCUUGGCUCUCGCAUAAUGCUUUUGUAGAUAUUGUAGUGCAAGCAAGGCUUGUACUGCAUAUCUACACCUGGAAAAGGGCAGAGCUGCUCAACAAGUAGCCUUUUGCUAUUCGUUUUAACGUGACAUGAAUUGGAUGAAGCUACAGGUUGUUUUACUUCAUUUUGCUGUUUUCUUUGGCAUUAUUUUUCUGCCUGCUUUAUUGUCAUACCAAGAAUAACCAGUUCAAAUCUGAGUCUACUGUUCUUGUAUGUUCUUUGGGAAAUUAGGGUCUUUUGUUGAGGGUGGGGGGUGCUGAGGGAGGCAUUAUAAUGUGUGUGUUGAGUUUGAAAUGCCAUUUCAAAUUCAGGUGGUCUAAUUGUUUCAGAUUAGAGAAGUACAUUAGCAGGCUAGUAUGGGAAAUUUUGUAUAACAUAGGGUAGUUGGAAUCUCACAUCCUUCCGAGUUUAUGUUUUUUAAAAUAUAAUUUAUAUUUAAAAGCCUAGCAAUUUAUUUCCAUUUGGGGGCUCCAUUUUGAAAGAGAAGUGCUAACCGAUCUUAAUUAACUUCUAUCGAAAUCCCAAUCUAUAGAUCUGCAAGCACAUUAAAGCUUUUGGAACUCAAUUUUCUUGUCAAAUAGAUGAUGGGCAAGAGGGAGAAGGAGUACCCAGAUAGCCUUUCCUUUCCUUCACCAACGUACAGGCUGUGCAUGCAGAUUUGGCAGUGUGUUGGGAUGGGGUGCAUUUCAGUCUGGUCUGAAUAUGCAGCAGAAUGAGGUACAAGUAAAGGGCUGGAAUAGACUGUACUGCUUCAUAUGGGCAAUACCACUUUUGAAUGCUCUCUCUGUUUUUUUAAUUCCCAAAGGCAAUGAAAAUAGAAAGUCAUAUCAGGCAAAUAGUUUGGCUACAAUCUACUCCCUGUUGUACUUACCUUCUAUUGGUAGGGAGUGUUUAACAUAAGGGAACAUUCAAAAUGUGAUUUAUCUACAAACCGGAAUUGGUACAGUUCACUCUAUGAAAACAUUCUGCUGUAUGUGUAAGAUACAGCCUCUGAUCCUGUACAGUGGUCUCUCAGCAUUUGGAAAGUGGAUGAUUAUCACAUUGUCAGUCACUGGAUUGUGACUAAUGCUUAGUAGAAAGCAGUCUAAUAAUAUGUGAUGGAAAUUUAAAAAGUGGUAAUUGGUUAUAUAAAGUCAUUUUGUAAUACUGUAAUAUAAGUUGUUAAGCACAUGCUUUUCAUGUGUAGUCAAAACAUUUUUGUGAAACCCUUAAAACAGUAAUAUUUGUAGUGUAAGAAUCUUGCUACAUUAUAUAUUUUCGAACUGUCAUUGUAUUAUGAGAUUAAUGUAGAAGACACCUUCUUCAAACAUUUUAAAGUUCUGAGCCCCUGAAACUAUUGAACUAUUGAGUAUAAAAUAAUUAUUGGCUUGUCUAACCCAAGUAACAGAAGGUAUUCUGAAAAUACUUUGUAUUUUAUAAUAUGUUACAUUUGCAUUGUGUAGUAAUGUUUGGGAACCUAUAAUUUGUGUUUAAGUGUAUAGUACUAGCUGUGAUGUCUGUUACAUGGUACAAGCAUUGUAUUAAGUAACUGUGGUGGCAGUAAAACCACGUUUCACUUCAUGAGCAAUUAUACAAUUUUGUGUUGGAAAUAGCAUUAUUGUUAUUUCAUAACUUAAGAUAUUAUUUUCAAUAAAACACAUAAAGUUC
This is a messenger RNA of Podarcis muralis (Common wall lizard), 3378 nucleotides long. RefSeq names its product serine and arginine rich splicing factor 12 (gene SRSF12). The record is from RefSeq and is a predicted model, not a curated record. Gene Ontology annotation, molecular function: RNA binding. Lineage: Eukaryota; Metazoa; Chordata; Lepidosauria; Squamata; Lacertidae.